Messenger RNA from Oryzias melastigma (Indian medaka), 4281 nucleotides. RefSeq names its product protein phosphatase 1, regulatory subunit 26 (gene ppp1r26). Gene Ontology annotation, biological process: negative regulation of phosphatase activity. The coding region runs from base 351 to 3683 and encodes 1110 amino acids. NCBI's taxonomy places the organism in Eukaryota, Metazoa, Chordata, Actinopteri, Beloniformes, Adrianichthyidae. The transcript has 5 exons. The record is from RefSeq and is a predicted model, not a curated record. Gene Ontology annotation, molecular function: protein phosphatase inhibitor activity.
GUUCUUUCUCGUAGACUGAAGACUGAAAAUGUGAGCGCCGGUGUUUUCCGGGUUUCCGAUGCCAUAUUUGAAUGGGUCCAUGGUUGAUUGGGCUGCUUUGAGGAAGCUGGUCCUCCCGGCACUCGGAGCGGAGGAGGAGGGCGACUCGACCGCGAGAGCUUCAGGCGGAGCGAGAGCUGCCGACGGACACCCAAAAAAAAAAGAACCGCCUCGACGGCUUCGACUGCCGCCGCAAACCGAACGGUUUUCCCGGUAGCUGCGUUUCGGUGCCACAUCCCGGUUGAACAAUGUGAUUGUCAGUGGAGGCAGCCGCACUCCAAAGUUUGAGGACCCCACCACACUUCACUAGAAUGUACUUGAUGAAUGUACCACCUGUCGCAGCAACGCAAACAGAAUGGAGAAGAUGUGGCCCACCUGGAGGCUUUAGCCUUCCAGUUUGCUUCAAUGACUCGGACACGGAGUUGUCCACUAGAGACACGCCUAUCUCAGACAAGGUUCAGAUGAUCAUAGACAGCCUUAGGAGCACCCAGUCCUCACUCGACAUGGGCGACGAGAUCGAGGGAAAUGUGCUACCAGGACAGGACGGUCGCACCCAAGCCUGCGUGGCUGCAGUGGGAUCUUAUGUGGAGAAGAAGUCCAAAGCUAAAAGUCCUCCUGAAAACCAGCAGACCCGUCCACCUUCCAUGAACAACCACGUGAGCAGUGACUCAGACAGCGACGACUCUGUGGACAGAGGAAUUGAGGAAGCAAUACUGGAGUAUCUGAAGGAGAAAGAUGACCACAAACGCAAGGCUGAUACUACCUUCCUUCCUCCAUCCAAGAUCCCAAGACAACAUCCACCAAUUCUUGGGAUUUUCAAGCACAACUCUGACAGCCACUUGCCCUUGAUUUCCUGCAACCAGAUCCCAAGAAUGAUUAAAACAGAGACCUUAACAACCCCAACUACCAUACCAUUAAAGAAGUAUCUCAAGAACAAGGCUUCUCUGGACGAAAACUUCAAUUUGGAUAAAAAACCUUCCACAAACCUCGCAAGUACCAAUGAGCCAAUCCAGACAGCCUCAAAUCCAACCAGCAUCUCCAACAAAGCAACCAACACCUCGGUCACAUUCAAGAUAGAAGACGACACAACUGACUCGAGCAGUGAUGACGGAAUUGAGGAGGCAAUUCAAAAAUACCAGUUAGAAAAGAAGGAGCAGCAGAGUCAAAGGGAAACUUUUACCACACCAAGUUUCAAAGAGGAAUCAGACUCCACAAGCGACGACGGGAUCGAAGAAGCCAUUCGCUGCUAUCAGCUUGAGCAACAAAAGGAGAAGCAUGUCCUGAAACCCUUCCUGGACAGGCAGAAACCCCUCAAGAAGUCAUUGGAGCAUUCAGUUGGAGGCACAAGUUCAGAGAGCAAGCUCAAACUUAAGAAGAAACACAGCAGAGCAGACAAACAGGCCAGACCAUUUUCAAGUGAUUCCUUGCCUGGAGUUGUCCCUAAACCCACUCUUUCCCAAAGCUCAAAGGGGAAAGGAAACGGCCUACUUUGUUUUAGACCAGAACGUUUUGAGGAGCCACCAACUUACACACCUCCAAAAGUUAACACCACCGCAGAAUUGAUGUGCGCUGAAGCAAUACUAGACAUCUCCAAAACCGUCAUGCCAGGACCAUUCCACCACAGCCUAGGCAUGAAUUCCUGCAGCCCCACAAAGUCUUCAGAGCAGCCACCUCUUUCCAACACCGGCCCGCUCCAGGAAAGCGAGGACAGUUCCAUUGACAGCGAGGAUGGCAUCGAACAAGAAAUCCGAAAAUUUCUCGAGCAGAAGGCGCAAAUGCACAAACAGCCCCCUGGCUCUCAACAUGCCGUGAUCGAAGCAGAGAAACUAGGAGCAACGGAAGUUCAAAAGAAACCACAGAGGCUGUCUUUAACGCAGAGACGAAAGCAGAAGGUUCUACAGAAAAUGGCGGGAACAGAUGUCAACAAAAAGUCUCUGCUUGAGGACAUGCAGGAGUCGGAUGAGCUUCCCUGCAGAGGUGCCGCACAAGCCAUAGCUGCACUCCAGAAAAUGGACAGAGGUGGAGACAAGAGCAGCUCCCUCGACAGCGACGAGGACCUCGACACCGCCAUAAAAGACCUGCUCAAGACGAAGAAGAAGUCCAAGAAAAAGAUCAGGGACUUAAAGAGGAAGCCCAGGAAGGGCAUCAAAGAUGAAGAGCUGUCGUCCGGAAACUUGCUGCCCACAAAGAAGUUAAAAUCGGAGCCUUUUUCCAGGUGUAGCACUUUGCCGAAAGCACACAAACAAAAGGAUGAGAUUAAAGACAAGCUUGGACUGAUCAAAAAGAAUGUUUCUCAACAAAAGCAUACAGAUCAAAGCAAAACAGAGACACAGAAAGAUUUUCUGCAUAUCGUCAAAGCACCUCCUCAAGAGAAGGACGAUAGCAGCUCUGUGGACAGUGACGAUAGCAUUGAGCAGGAGAUCAGAAAGUUUCUGGCUGAGAAAGCUAAAGUCUCCACCACAGAGAAAGCUAAAGAUGGAGAUGUGUCGAGGAAUGGUACGGUUAUCGUCCAGGGUGUGGGAAUUAAGCAGGAAUCUCAGCUGGCUGAGGUUUCAACCAAAAGUCCUCCUCUUGGAUCUAUUAGUUUCCCGGUCCCGGAUACAAAACCUCAGCGAUUGCAGUCGGUCAUCUCUCCAACCAGCGCUCAGCCACGAGCUCUUCAACCUUGCAGCCCCAGCCUUUUGGAACCAGCAGAUGGGGCCGGGGCGGCUCGAGUCGAACAAGGAAGGGCCAACGCUACCAAACAGGAUGCCCUCGAUGCCGGCAAAACAGCGGGAAGAGGUCGGCCUGUGUUGAGCCCCAAUCUUUCCCACUCAAGCGCGGAGGCAAACAAAUGGCGCCAGAGUUUGGGGCUCCCCCUUUUCGAUACAAAAGCCGUCAGCAGGACUCCAUUUCUCAUCAACACCUCAGAGAUCAAAGGGACUCCGGGGUCUACGUUUUCCAAUCAAAACAAGAGCCCCAAACUGCAGACUUCAGCCGGUUCUUGGUUCGCAUCAAAGACCGGCAGAGCGCCGCCGUCCUGCUCCAAGGAGACGGAGGCGAACCCCACGGUCAGACCGCCUGUUCUGAACUUUUAUUCUGCUGCCAGGCAGCACCCGACUAUGUCGUUUGCACACGGCCUUUUGCCCGGCCACAGCUCCCAGUUCUCCGUGGGCGAGGAGAAAGCCAGCACGGUGCACGUGCCCAAAGACAAGAGUGUGUUUGUGGAGCUGGAGACCAACAGGACCAACCACGUUCAGGUUCAAAGCAGGGAGAGACGCGAGGCCAACGAGAGAGCCCAGAUGCUAAAUGACAGAAAAGCAGAAGGCAAGAAGAUAGAUGUCAGCGCAGACAGAAGGCAGGAGGAGGAGGAGUUUAUAGAUGAGACAGAUUGUGAAUCAGACGGCAGGACAGAUCCAGGGAAGAAGCAGGGCUUUUCCGCGUUGUCUCUGGGCAGAGCCAUAGAUCCUGGCAUCAGCAUCAGUCCGUGCAUAGCUCUGACAUCAGAGGAGAGAAGCAGAAAAUUCAGGGGAAGUUACCCGGUCAGAAAAUACAAUAAGGGAGGCCCGUCGGUUAUUCCAUUAAAACUCGUGAAACGAAGGCUCCAGUUUGUUGCAGACAGCAGACAAAAGGAGACCUCCACCCUUCAAAGUGGAAGGGGAUGAGUUCAUUCUGAGGAUGUCGUUGCUCUUCCAGUAUCUGCAGGUUAUAAAAGAAAUAGUUUUGCACUUUUUUUGCAGGUCAGGUUUAAAUUAUUGUUUAAAGUUGAGGUCUGUUUUGAUUGACACUUAAACUGAGUGUAUUUACUGCUCACCAGAUUUCACAGUCUCACUUUUUUUAUUUAUUUCUUUUUUUCACAUAAUUUUGGUUUUCCCCAAACAUUAGGUAGAAAUUUUGCAUUUGGUGCCACAUACUCACAAAAAAAUGUUAUCUUGGUUGUUAAUUGUUGUGUUUACAUAAAGUUGGAGAGAAAAAAAGUGAAAGAAUAAUUCUUCUACUACUUUUGUUGUUGCAUUGAGACAGCUGUUGUCCAUUACUGCCACCUUCUGGUUAUUCAAAAUUCUUUUUUGGACAAAAGGUCUGCAUUUUCUUUAUUGUUUUAGUUAUAUUACAUUAUUUUCUUGCUUUUAAGAAGUAAUUAUUCAACAAAACUGUUGUGUUGUUGCUUAAAAAGUACAAAACUUGCUUUAAUGUCAUUUUUAAAAUCAAAUUUUAUCAGACUUAUUUUUACUUUGUUUAAAUUAAAAAAAACAUUUCUCCGUA